Molecule: messenger RNA, 1497 nt
Organism: Sinocyclocheilus anshuiensis
Lineage: Eukaryota; Metazoa; Chordata; Actinopteri; Cypriniformes; Cyprinidae
Product: tripartite motif-containing protein 35-like
Exons: 6
Coding region: 1-1497 (498 amino acids)
Biological process (GO): protein ubiquitination
Molecular function (GO): ubiquitin-protein transferase activity; zinc ion binding
Source: RefSeq, a predicted model, not a curated record
AUGGCACUCGAAGCUGAGCUGUCUUGUCCUGUGUGCACUGAUCUCUUCAGUGAUCCGGUGUUAUUGAGCUGUGGACACAGUUUCUGCCGGCAGUGCAUUAAUGCUCACUGGACCUCCAGCAGCUCCAGAAACUGUCCCGUCUGUAGACAGGUGUCUCCGCAGGAACCGGUGUCCAACCUGAGCCUGAGGAACACCUGUGAGUCUUACCUGAGAGAGAAAAACAAGAAGGAGGAGAAGGACGGAGAACACGAGUGUCUGAUACAUGGAGAGAAAAUCGAGCUGUUCUGUCAAAAUGAUGAAGAGGCUAUAUGUGCAACAUGUAAGGAACAUGAGCACAGAUGGCACCAAACACAGCCUUUACACCAGGCUGUACGACAACGCAAGGGGAAGCUGAAAGCAGUUCUUCGUCCUACUGAGAAUAUGCUGUUGUCAUUACGGAACGGUGCAGCACAAGAUGCCAAGAUCUCUAAAUACAAUCAGUCUCAAGCUCAGCGGACAGAGAAAAGAAUCAGGGAGGAGUUUAAGAAACUCCAGCAGUUCCUCAAAAAGGAGGAGGAGAGCAGGAUAGCGGCUCUAAAUGAAGAAGAGAAAGAAAAGAGCGGUCAGAUGAAGAAGAAAAUGGACGUGCUCUCAGAUAGAGUCAGAGAAGUGGAGGAGCGAAUGAAGGACGAUGAUAUCACCUUCCUUCAGAAUUAUAACGGCAUUAUGAACAGAGCUAGAUACACACUUCCAGAUUCAGAAUUGAGUCUAGAAGCUCUUAUUGAUGUUUCUAAACAUAUGGGCAACUUGAAGUACCAAGUCUGGGAGAAGAUGAAGGACAUCUGCCCUUACUACCCUGUGAUCCUGAACCCAAACACAGCUUCAUCAGACGUCUCCAUGUCAAACGACCUGACCUCUGUGACCUCAUGUGUUAAUCGGCAGGACGAGCCCAACCCUAUUCCUCUGCACAGGAGCCGUAUGGUGCUGGGGAGCGCGGGAUAUGGUAGUGGCGUUCAUACGUGGGACAUUGAGGUGGGAAAAAGUCGCCACUGGAGCCUUGGAGUGUGCUUUGGAUCAGUGGACAGGUCUAUAGUGCAAAUUUUGAACCCAGCAAACCCCUGCUCCUGGGGUCUCAGGCGCAAUGGAGAUCUGUAUAGUUUCCUAAACACUCAGAUAAACUUUGGGAUGAUGGAACAUCCCCAGGUAGUGCGCAUAAAGCUAGAGGAUUGCUAUGACAAGAAGAGAGGAUGGUGGAGGAAUGUAAGCUAUUUUAAUGCUGAUUGUAAUUGCCUUUUAGCAACAACUUCUCAACUGCCGACAGGGAUGGAGCUCUUUCCAUUUGUGAUCCCAGAAAAGCGCUCCGGCCCGCUGCGUGUCGUCCCAGCUAAAGUUACUUUAAAAAUUGAGCAAGUUGAAGAGGAUAGAUCUUUCCUGGAGAGACACAGAGUAUUAAUGAUCCUGUCAGUAGUGUUAUUAUUUCUGGUGCUGUGUGCUUUUGCAUAUCGCCUGAUUUACUAA